AGUGAGAUUAUAAUCGUGGUUUUCUUGUGAUCUUCCAAAAACAUUUUAAAAAAUAAUCGUAGACCCAAAAAGCGAAAGAAGAUGAAGAAGUAAUUAGUUAUUGGUAUACGAAAUUAUGUAUAAAAACCUUAUAGGUGCUGGUCGAUGUCAUUUGAAAUAUUGAAAGUUUUUGAGUAGGCAUUUUAAAAUUACAGACCCAGCAGUUUAGACAAUUUGGUUAAAUUAAACAAAUUGCUUGCAAAAUGGCUCUUUAUUUGUGUAAUCGUUAUCGAUUAAUUGUGUUUGUUAUGUUGGCAUUGAUUAUAUGGCAAUGCUUUCGAUUGUUUUUACCAGAUAAAUCUAGAGGUAGUCCUCUAGAGUAUUCCGAUCGUAUUAUACUGGAGCUCGAAGAUGAUAAGUACAAUAAGCACAAACAAGACAAAAUAAAAAUAAAAGUGUACUAUGAAGCUCUCUGUCCUGACUCCAAGUUUUUCUUUAUAAAACAAUUAUGGCCAGUGACUGAAAAGUUAUCAGACUUCAUUGACGUAACUUUAGUUCCUUAUGGCAAGGCUAGUACCAAAGAGGAAAAUGGACAAUAUUACUUUUCCUGUCAGCAUGGUGAGGAAGAAUGUUAUGCGAAUAAAGUUCAUGCUUGUGCAAUUGAUUCAUUGGGCAACAUGACUAGUGCUGUCAAAAUUACUAAGUGUAUGAUAAGUGACAAUUUGGAUGCUGAUCUAGCUCUGUCUCGGUGUGCUAAAGAAAUGGGUAUUGCUCCAGAACCAAUAAAUAAUUGUGCUGUCCAUGCUCAUGGAUCUGCUUUACUGAAAAAACAUGGUGAUGACACUAAUAUUAUAAGACCAACAUUUAUUCCAACAAUCACAAUCAAUGGCUCAAAGGACAAUCAGGCAGCACUUUUGAAAAACUUCCAUUUACAGAUUUGCAAAAUAAUUGAUAUUCCAUUGCCUCCACCUUGCCUGUGAAAGCCAAUGGUGCGCAGAGAAAAAGUAAAAAAUUUUGCUCUUAAAAUCAGCAUAAUCUAUGUAAGAACUUAACACAAUUUUAAUUACACAAUAGAAAAGUGUGCUCAGGUAUGAAAAUUUUAUUUACAGACAAGUUUUUUUCGAUAUUCUAUCAAAAACUUAAUUUGUCUCAAAUAUUUAUCUGGUAAAAAUAUGUUGUUUAACUAACAAGCAACACAUUAAUGUAUUUAUCUUAUAUUAUGUGGACUUUUGCUAACUAUAAUUGUCUAUCAAUUUUAAAUAUCCUAAGUAGUUUGACUGUACAUAUUUAAAUUAUACCCAAUAAUGAUUUUUCAUAAAGUACACGGGUUAAACCUUCUAAGUAAAGAACUGGUUUCUUUAAUAUAUCAUUAUGAUACAUUUCAGAAUUAUUUACAUGUUUUAUAAAAUGUUGUGUAAAUCAUUUACUUAUUAUAUGUAUUAAGAUAGACUUAGCUAAAAUUAGUUCCUUGAAACAAGAAAGUAUUAAUCAAAUGUAGUGAAUAAACAAAUUACUAUGUUA
Molecule: messenger RNA, 1500 nt
Organism: Pararge aegeria (speckled wood butterfly)
Lineage: Eukaryota; Metazoa; Arthropoda; Insecta; Lepidoptera; Nymphalidae
Product: gamma-interferon-inducible lysosomal thiol reductase-like
Exons: 4
Coding region: 243-959 (238 amino acids)
Molecular function (GO): oxidoreductase activity, acting on a sulfur group of donors, disulfide as acceptor
Source: RefSeq, a predicted model, not a curated record